Messenger RNA from Drosophila subpulchrella, 5473 nucleotides. RefSeq lists its product as uncharacterized. Gene Ontology annotation, biological process: DNA integration; proteolysis. Gene Ontology annotation, molecular function: nucleic acid binding; aspartic-type endopeptidase activity. Bases 1 to 5244 code for a protein of 1747 amino acids. The record is from RefSeq and is a predicted model, not a curated record. The transcript is spliced from 6 exons. Lineage: Eukaryota; Metazoa; Arthropoda; Insecta; Diptera; Drosophilidae.
AUGUUUCGAGCACACAGCCAGCGAUCGCCGCACCCAAUAUCGCCGGGCCUGGGCACCUCUGCGCGCGCCGUACCGCAAACUCCCGGCCGCACGAUCGCACCAAGCGAGCUGGGCUGGGAACCGGCCCUGAAAUUGUUCCUCAGCAAGGAAGAGGAGGAUGAGGUCCUGCAAGCCCUCCGGGAGUGUCCGGACGCUGGACAAGUUAUGGAGGAGGCCCAGUGGAUCGUCGCCCCAGUCGGCUGGAGGCCAAGGCGAUCAGACCUAGGAGCGGACUUCAACCCGGAGUGGUACAGCGGCACGAGCGUCGGCACGCCGGAUCCAAGGAUUAGAGUAGGGGAUCCCGUAACGCUGCGCCCGCCAACGCCAACCACUCCCGGAGCGCCACAUAGCCACGUGGCCUCCCACGAAGCCGUCAAGCGCAUACCGCGCCCCGAGCAGCGCCCACAGAAAGCGGCCCCGCAGCGCCUAGCCGCGCCCUCAGCAGCGCCCACACAGCGCUCCCACCAGGAGCACGCACAGCGCGGCCACCGCGCCCUCAGCAGCGUCACCCGCGCCGCCAGCCGCGUUAUCAGCAGCGCAGACCCAGCAGCGUCCCGCGCCGCGCAGUGCCACCCACGUGGCCAUCAGGUGCCCACAGAGCGCCACCAACAGCGCCCAUCAGCAACGCCCCCCACGGGAUCCACAGGAGCGUCCACUUCGUCUUCACUAGCGCCUGCCGACAGCACCCACCGCGCCACCAGCAGCGCCCUACGAGCGGAUACCACCGAGCGCCAUCAAGCAGGGCAACAGCAGUACCAACCGAGCGGCUACCGCGCCCUCAGCAGCGUCACCCGCGCCGCGCAGUGCCACCCACGUGGCCAUCAGGUGCCCACAGAGCGCCACCAACAGCGCCCAUCAGCAACGCCCCCCACGGGAUCCACAGGAGCGUCCACUUCGUCUUCACUAGCGCCUGCCGACAGCACCCACCGCGCCACCAGCAGCGCCCUACGAGCGGAUACCACCGAGCGCCAUCAAGCAGGGCAACAGCAGUGCCAACCGAGCGGCUACCGCGCCCUCAGCAGCGUCACCCGCGCCGCGCAGUGCCACCCACGUGGCCAUCAGGUGCCCACAGAGCGCCACCAACAGCGCCCAUCAGCAACGCCCCCCACGGGAUCCACAGGAGCGUCCACUUCGUCUUCACUAGCGCCUGCCGACAGCACCCACCGCGCCACCAGCAGCGCCCUACGAGCGGAUACCACCGAGCGCCAUCAAGCAGGGCAACAGCAGUGCCAACCGAGCGGCUUCCGCGCCCUCAGCAGCGUUCAGCGCCCAUCGAUCGGCGUUAGUGCCCAACAGGCGCCCUUAGCAGCGCCAAUCACCGAGCGCCAUCAGGAGCGCCAACCAGCAGCGCCAACAACAGCGCCGGACACGUGGUCACCAGCCACACAACGAGCGUCACCAGGAGCACGCAACGAGCGGCCCCGCGCCCUCAGCAGCGUUCAGCGCCCAUCGGGCGGCGUCUUUUGCACCAUCAGCAGCACCCACCGAGCGCCACCAGCAGCGCCCACAGCAGCGCCCAUAGCAGCGCCCAUCAGCAGCGCCCAACCGCGCCCUCAGCAGCGCCAAACGCGCCGGAUACGUGGUCACCAGCCACACAACGAGCGUCACCAGGAGCACGCAACGAGCGGCCCCGCGCCCUCAGCAGCGUUCAGCGCCCAUCGGGCGGCCAGCGCCAAACGCGCCGGAUACGUGGUCACCCGCCACGCUACGAGCGCCACCAGGAGCGCCCAACGAUCAGCACCGCCGCUCACCAGCCGCACUCACCGAGCGCCAACGGGAGCGCCAGCCGCAACCACAUCGGUCAGCCAGUGCCGCACGUCAGCAGCAUCUGCCGUGCGCCCAGCGCCCAGUCACGCCACUAGCGCUCACCGAGUGAUCCCCAGCAGAGCCAUCGGCAGCGCCACCGCGCGUAUGCCCAGUGUCUCGGGAAAGAAAACGUCAGAGGACGCAGAAUCAAAGCCAGAUCCGGCAGCUGCCGGACUGGAAGAGGACAGGUUUUUCACCGCAUCCGGGGCGCCCACGUCGGGAGCCUGCGGUGACCCACUCGGUGCUCCCCCAUCACUAGAUUCCCCACUCCGCCUGGCGGGGGGGCGAAUUGUUGCCAAUGUUACCAUCGAGGGACAACCUUUCUCGGCAACAAUUGACACAGGAGCCUCGCGAAGCUUUGUCAGCGAAGCGAUCGCCAAGCGCUUAGACUCAGGAAGAAACAGCAGAGAAGUCCGCUCCCGCAUCUCUCUGGCGGAUGGAUCCCAGAAAGAGGUGACCAAGGCCCUCCGGGCGCAAGUCGGCUUAAACGACCGACAGAUCGGGCUGACGCUACUAGUCCUGCCAACGAUCCUGGAUGAAGUGAUUUUGGGCAUCGACUUUCUUUGCGCCAUCAGCGCAACUCUAAUCUGCGGGCAAGUCUGCUUGCAACUAGCCCCACCGGCCACCCGGAAGGUAGAACCAACCCCAGAUACGCGGGCGACUCCUACGGCCGCAACCGCGCAAUCCCCAAGCACACCCGGUACGCCGCAAUCAUCGCAAGGCACCGAGGGGGGAACCAAAACAGUUCCAAAGCCUGCUCCGAGGACUCACGUGAGUCAACGCAAACGCGGGCCAACGGAGAUCGCCGAGCAUACCAUCACUCUCCGGGAUAAUAAGCCACUAAAGCAGCGGUAUUAUCCAAAGAACCCCGCCAUGCAGAGCAUAAUCAAUCAGCAGUUGGACGAGCUAUUACGAGACGACCGAAUCGAGCCCUCUCGUAGCCCGCACAGCGCCCCGCUGGUGCUCGUGCGGAAGAAGACAGGGGAUAUGCGGAUGUGCGUCGACUAUCGGCAACUCAACGCACAUUCCAUACCCGAUGCGUACCCACUCCCACGAAUCAACCACAUAUUGGAGCGGCUACGGAACGCCCGGUUCAUCUCAACGCUGGAUCUUAAGAAUGGAUACUGGCAGAUCCCUAUGGCGGAAGGAAGCCGCGAAUGCACGGCUUUCACCGUCCCUGGGCGUGGACUCUUCCACUGGAAAGUCAUGCCCUUUGGACUGCAUUCUGCCCCAGCAACGUUCCAGCGAGCCCUUGACAGCGUCAUCGGGCCGGAUAUGGAACCCCACGCCUUCGCCUACUUGGAUGACAUCAUCGUCAUCGGGGCGACGUGGGAGGAACAUGCCAGGAAUCUCAGGGAAGUCUUCCGACGACUACGGGAAGCAAAGUUUCGGCUGAAUCAAGGAAAGUGCAAGUUUUUCCAGAAAAAGCUGGUAUACUUAGGCCACUUGAUCAGCGAAGAAGGCAUCAGGACGGAACCAGAUAAGAUAGCUGCUAUCCAGGGACUACGCCCGCCAACCAACGUCAAGGAACUCCGUCGCCAUUUGGGCAUCGCAUCUUGGUAUCGACGCUUCGUCCAGGAUUUCGCCUCCAUCGUUCAGCCCAUGUCCCGACUCCUCAGGAAGGGGGUCAAGUGGAGCUGGGAGGAGCCCCAACAGCAGGCAUUCGAGACACUCAAAGCCAGACUAACGGCCGCACCGGUACUGGCCUGCCCAAAUUUUGAAUACAAGUUCCAGCUUCAGACGGAUGCAAGUGAUACAGGACUUGGAGCAGUCCUCACUCAGAGCAUCGAUGGAGAGGAGAAGGUCAUCGCCUACGUAAGUCGACGCCUCGAGCGGGCCGAGGAAAACUACUCCACUACCGAAAAGGAGUGCCUCGCCAUAGUUUGGGCCACGCGGAAGCUACGCUGCUACUUGGAGGGCUACCAGUUCGACGUGAUUACGGAUCACCUCGCUCUCAAGUGGUUGAACUCGAUUGACAACCCCACGGGCCGCAUAGCCCGGUGGGCUCUGGAGCUGCAGCAAUACCAGUUUACCGUCCUCUAUCGGAAGGGCAAAUACAACGUUGUCGCCGACGCCCUCUCCCGACAACCCCUAGGGAUGCUUCAGCUGCUCGCGGAGCACGGAACUCAGUGCAAAUGGAUCCGGAGGAUGCAAGAAGAAGUCCAGAGGCGCCCCGAAAAGUUUCCGGAUUACACUCUGGAUCACGGACAGCUGUAUCGACACAUCGGACACACCUCAGACGUGGGAAACAGCAACCCAUGGAAGCUUUGCGUGCCUCGGGAGCAGAGACAACGAGUGCUGGAGGAAUGCCACGACCACCCUUCUGCUGGUCACCUGGGCAUCCGGAAGACUCGCAGACGGAUUGCCCAACGAUAUUUCUGGCCGGGAUUACAUCGAGACGUUGUGCGGUACGUCACCAGCUGCUUGGUUUGCCAACAAUACAAGGUGAGUCAACGCAAACCGGCGGGCAAAAUGCUCACCCGCCAUCCCACGGAGCCAUUUGCGCUCGUCGGAGCCGACUUCGUUGGACCUCUUCCUCGGACCCGACGAGGGAAUACCAUGCUGCUCGUAUUUAUAGAUGUCUUUUCCAAAUGGGUCGAGAUCAUACCCCUAAAGAAGGCCACAGCCGCCCAACUGGAGUUUGGAUUUCGGGAAAGGAUAAUAUCCCGCUUUGGAGCACCCAGGACUUUGAUCUGCGACAACGGCACGCAGUUCACCAGCCGCGGUUUCAAGACAUUCUGUCGCACUAACGGCAUCAAACUGGAGUACACAGCUCCCUAUUCCCCGCAGCAGAACCCCACCGAACGGGCAAACCGGACCAUCAAGACAAUGAUAGCUCAGUACGUGGACCAGGAUCACCGGACAUGGGAUCAGCUACUGCCAGAGAUCUCGCUGGCCAUAAACACGAGCAUCUCAGAUAGCACCGGUUUCAGCCCCGCCUAUCUGGUGCAGGGUAGGGAACCCAGAUUGCCAGGGGCCCUCUUUGAUGUGGUCACGCCUGGUCUACACUCGUCGCCGUUGGACCCCACUGAGCGAGCUAAACGACUUCAGGAAGCUUUCCGCACUGCGCUGGAAACCAACCAGAUGGCUUCUCAGGAACAAGGCCGCCACUACAAUUUGCGACGUCGCGAGUGGAGACCUCAGCUCGGAUCACAGGUGAUGGUCCGCCUCCACCACCUGUCAAAGGCCAGCGAAGGCUUUAACGCGAAGCUUGCUCCUAAGUACUCGGGGCCAUUUAAGGUGCUGAAGUUCCUCUCCCCGAAUAUCGUCAGGAUACAACAUAUGGAAAACAGGAAGAGGCGAACAGCAGGAGUAGGCGACCUGAAGGAGUACCACCAACGCAGUGACCAACUAGGGGACCCGGAAGAAGCCACCGGAGAGAGCGCGUUCCCAACAUAAGGGAGUCGACCAAUGUACCCAAAGCAUCGUAGUAAUAACUUUAGUAGAAAAACUAGGUUAAGCUGAGAGUUGUACCCACUAGAUAAGUCGAUCCUCGCACUCAGGCAGGGCCAGUAAGGAACGUAGGCCUAGGCUAAUAUUCUAGCAAUUUACAGAUCGGAACUACAACAACAGGAUGGAGCCUUUCUACCCAUACUACGUCGCAGGGGUCUACCAACCGGUCGACCAC